UCUUACUUUCAUUUCUGAUAGACAUGGUCAAGCCGGCUCAGUCUAGCAAGACCGAUAUUGAAACAACAUGGCAAACUAUCGAGGCUGGUCUUAGGCAAAUCCUGAGGCACCCAUCGGAAAAUCUUGAAUUGGACAUCAAAAGAUACAUGUGUCUAUAUACGGCCAUACACAACUUUUGCACAGUACGGAAUGCUGGUAGCAUUGAAACUGAGCAGGGUAAAGCUGGCCGCAAGCGCGGAGAAGCAUACCUUCUCGGAAAGGAAUUAUAUGAUAGAUUGAAGCAAUCACUUAUCGAGCACGUCCAAGGAAUCCAAGAUGAAGCUAGACGACUUCCGAAUGAGAGAUUACUCGGAUUCUACACGGAGAAGUGGGAUCGAUACACAACCGCUGCGAAAUACAACAACCACUUGUUCAAGUAUCUAAACCGCACCUGGGUGAAGCGGGAAAUCCAGGAGGGAAAGAAAGACAUCCAUGAUGUAUACAUGCUACAUCUCGUUGUAUGGAAAGAGAUGGAGGUCGCUACUGUUCAUGAGGACGUAGAAGACGCUCUGGCUCAGCUUGGGGAGACACGUCAAAAUGGAUUCGAUCAGGGUAUCAUUCCGUAA
Paraphaeosphaeria sporulosa is the source of this 605-nucleotide messenger RNA. RefSeq names its product Cullin-domain-containing protein. Gene Ontology annotation, molecular function: ubiquitin protein ligase binding. The transcript is spliced from 3 exons. The record is from RefSeq and is a predicted model, not a curated record. The coding region runs from base 24 to 605 and encodes 193 amino acids. NCBI's taxonomy places the organism in Eukaryota, Fungi, Ascomycota, Dothideomycetes, Pleosporales, Didymosphaeriaceae. Gene Ontology annotation, biological process: protein ubiquitination; SCF-dependent proteasomal ubiquitin-dependent protein catabolic process. Gene Ontology annotation, cellular component: SCF ubiquitin ligase complex.